Messenger RNA from Drosophila innubila, 4113 nucleotides. RefSeq names its product protein melted (gene melt). Gene Ontology annotation, molecular function: phosphatidylinositol-5-phosphate binding. Lineage: Eukaryota; Metazoa; Arthropoda; Insecta; Diptera; Drosophilidae. Gene Ontology annotation, biological process: regulation of signal transduction. Gene Ontology annotation, cellular component: plasma membrane. Bases 1009 to 4011 code for a protein of 1000 amino acids. The record is from RefSeq and is a predicted model, not a curated record. The transcript has 9 exons.
GCCAAGCCAACAGCAGGCAACAGGCAAGGCAACUGGCAACUGGCAGCAACAGUUCAAUUCAGUCUACGUUUUGGCCUAAACGCGUUUGCUUGGAUUUGGCCAGCGCGCAUGAGCCGUCAGUUAGUCUGCCAGCGCUUUUUACCCUCUCUCUCUGCGUGUGUGUGUGUGAAUGUGUGUGUGUGGCCUGUUAACAAAAUGUGAUUAGCAAAAAUACAAAAGAAGAAACGAAGGCAGAGAACGCAAAGAAUAAAAGACAACGCGAAACUGUGUUAAAAAUAACAAAUAAUAAACUUGCAUAUAUCCACGAAUAACAAUACGAAUUUGUUCGGUUUUAGUUUUUAUUAUUUUUUUUGGUUUACGGUAUUUCUUUUUAUUUUUUAUAAAUGCGAAUAAAAGCAAAUUGUUUAACGCGCUGGCGCUGCAACAAAAUAAUUAACAACAAUAAGUGCAAAUAUUGUUAAAAGCAAUGCUAAAUUUUGUGCUUUAUCGGCAACGACAACGGCAGUAACAACAACAGCAAUAAAAUUCAUAUUGAGCUACACCCAAAAGCCAACAACAACAACAACUGCAACAACUACAGCAACGGCGGCUGUGCGGCUGACUUGGCCGACAGCUCAGCAGCAGCAGCAACAACAACAACAAUAGCACCAUUACCACCAGCAAGAACAACAACAAACAGCUAAAGUCGUCGUCUACCUUUUUCGUGCCUUUUCAAGUGUUUUUUUUUGUUGUUCCCCCGCUCAGCAGAGCACAAAAGAGAGAGCGUAAGCGAGAGCGCCUCUGGUUUGGAGCUGUGCUCAGUCUCGUCUACGAGUUUUAUGUAGACCAGUUCCAGUUCCAAUUCCAGUUCCAGUUCCGUGAUCUGACCAGCUGUGUUUGCUGCACAACAUACACAUACACAUAGAUACAUAUGCAGUUUAUGCUCGUCGCAUGCAAUUUUGAUGCCCCAAGGAGAUGAUUGACUAAAAAGUGACUAAAAAGUGACUCGAUAUCACGACGUUGUUCGAGAUGCACGAACUGUUUACAAAAGUGCUCGCCAAGCGAGAUUUGUCCCGUGCCGGAGAUCUGUUCUCGGUCCCCGAUGCGGACAUUGUCAAUGACAUCACAGAGGUGCUGUCUGAAAUCAAUCCAAUAAUCUCCCAUGCGGAUUACGUGAAAAACAACAAUGAUCAGAGCGUGGUGGAGAUCUGUGUCACCCGAGUGCUCUCCUGCAUCCGGGAGACGCGCAGUGCGGAGCGUUAUUGUGCUGCCUUGGUGGAUCUGCUGAAGACUUGUCUGCUGUGGAAUCUUCAACCGGUGGCUGCCACCAAGGAGGAGCCGCCGCACGCCAAGAUUGCCGCCGAUAUAAUCUCUAGCAUAUUUUUAAACUAUGACAAGAAAGAACUGAUGAAAAUAGCGCUGCCCAUUGCCGUGCAAUUUCUGCCCAAGGGCAACAAGGAGCUGUCCAGGAAUCUGGCUAGUUAUCUUUCACUGGCCGCCAUUGAUUAUGCCUAUCUCUUGAUAGAUAUUAUGGAUCCCAUUAUGGAUUCCAUACUGGCCGGCAACUAUGGAUUGCUUCGUGUGCUCUCCCAGGUCUACGAGGUCUCUCCGGAGACGGUGACACCGCAUGCUCCACUGCUGAUUCCCCUGCUGCCACAGUGCGAUGCCCAGGAGAGAAUGGCCGUCUUCCAACUCUAUCUGCUCAUCGUGCAGAAGUCGCCGGCGGUGCUGGAGUCCUGUGUGCCUCAGCUGUGUGGUUUUCUGCAGGACAGCGACACCUCCAACAUCACCAUGCAGAUCCUGCUGAAGCUGGCGCAGCAUGCUCCACAUCUGCUGGUGGAUCACUUCGAGCAAGUGCGUCUGGCAGCUAAGACAAAUCCGAGUACGGUCACACUCUGUGCCCAGAUCUUGACCACAUCGGGAAUUGGCAGCAAGGAGACGGCUCAGCAGGCUCUGGACUUUGUGCUGGAACAUCUGCCGGCACAGGCGCUGCUGCAGCAGGAGGCGACCAGGUUGUGCUCCGCCUACCCGGUGCUCUUCACGGACAAGGUGCUCGCCUGUGUGCGGCAAAAGAAUGCGGCACUGAGUUCCCAGCACGAUGUGGGCAACAAAAUCUCGGGAGGCGUCACCAUUGUCAGCUUGAACAGCUCCAGUCCGCCGAUUAAACCAGCUCCCUCCGCCUCCGCCACGCCCGCCAGCAGCAGCAGCAAUAUUCUCCAGCCGCCGAGCAGUGCUAUCAAUGCCAUGGCCACGCCCACUUCCAAUGCUGCACCCGCUCCCAUUGCCACCUCCACACCAGCAGCGCCACCGCCCGUUGCCACGCCCACGCCGACACCGACGCCUCCACACACGGGCUACACGCGGCGGGUGAAGCUGGGGGAUUCCCGCAGCACUGGACGACUGCAUCCGGCGAGCAACACCCACAGAAGCGUCACACGACUCAAUGUGGCCAGUGGAUCGGUCGGAGGACUCCACAAGAGCAUGACGCGCUUGAGCAACUCACAAAUCAAUCAACAGCCCGGCGGAAAUUCCAAUGGCAAUGUUGUAGUCCAAACGGGUGCCACGCCCAAGACACCAACAACUCCUAGUAAUCCACCCGUGACCCCGGUGCCUCCCUUGAGCAACGAUGUCAUCAUCACGGGACACAACAAACAUGGCAUUCCUGUGACUUCAGGCGGUGUCACUGUCACCACGUCACCCUCGAAGGUGCGUCCACACUCCCAAGGUCCCUCGACGCUGCUCAACUCCAGCACGGUGCUGAUGAAGUACAGCACGGAUGCACUGAAUCAAUCCGUGGGCUCCAUUUCCAUACCGCAAUCAGCAGGCGCUGCUUCAACGGCAGCUCAGCAAUCCCAGAACGCCGUCUCCGUGCAUCAUGCAUCGCCUGCGCUGCCCCAAUCCUCCAGCAAUGGCAAUGCCAAAUCCAUCACGAAGCUGCCCAUCAAUGGAAAUAGCGAGGUGAUUGUCUCGGGUCCAACGACCACCACAAAUGUGGCUCCACGUCGCAGUGAUAACACGAGUCGUACGCUGCUCAAUGCCAACAGCGUGAUGGAUCAGCGCAUGAGCACCUUUGAGCCAUAUCAGAUAAUGCGUGAUCCCGUCCAGCAAUUCUGCGAGAAGAACUUUGUCUCCAUCAAGUCGUAUAUGGAUGAGGUAUCACAGCACUUGCCACCGCCCACAAGGUGUAGUAUUGAGGUUUCUAAUGAAUUUGCAGAGCGUCGCAAGAAGGUGGCCAAAUUGCAUUUCGCCUGUCAGAUACGUGGACCUCAUUGUCUCUACUCCAAGACUUGCUUCACGAUGCGCACACGUAAUCCCAAGACCUGGAUUCACAUGAUCUUCUUAGACUUUCAAGUGCGGCACUUUGUCAAGGAGAAAUGUGUGCUUAGCACACGUGAGCCGGGCAUCAGUAAUCUGAAGAAUAUCUGGCAGAUACUCAAGUGCGAGAAUCGCAGCUUUACCGAACUGGUCACCAGUCAGUUUCCCCAGGUCAAGGACCGUGAGAUACUUGUGAAUGAGCUGCGUCACUCGGGUUUUCUCGAUGUAUUUGAAGUGUCCAAGACGAACAAGUCGAAUCCGAAUUGCAAUGAGCUGGAGUAUCAAUGGGGCUGCUUUCUGUGCAAUCAUCCGGACAAGGCGGUUGGUUUUCUCAAUGGCAGCAAUCAGCCCAUGAUCGAGGGUCAGCUCAAGGAGAAGAAGGGCAAGUGGCGACUCUUUAGGCGCUGGCGCACACGCUACUUUACGCUCUCUGGCGCACAUUUGUCCUGCAAGGGAUCUAGCGGCGGCGAGAGCAUCGAUGUGAAUCAAAUACGCUCCGUGAAGGUUUCACGUGGCGCACGCAACAUACCCAAGGCAUUUGAGAUUUUCACGGCCGAUCAGACACUAAUACUCAAGCCCAAGGAUGGCAAGAACGCUGAGGAGUGGGUGCAGUGCCUCAGCAUUGUGGUUGCCCAUUCGCAGGCUCGCGAUAAUCCCACAGUCAAGACAAAUAGUUUGCCCGCUCGCAGCAUUGGCAGCAGCAAGCCCUCGUUUUAGGCAAGCGAUCCAGCCCUGAACCAGCAUCGGAACCAGCAACUGAACCUGAACCUACAUUGUGAGAUUAUUUGUAAUUGUAAAGACCAACAACACACACACACA